GACUGUCAUUUUGUAUAUUUGCAUAUUUUCAUUAUUCUGUGACAAAUUAUAAAAGUCUUAACAUUGACAUAAUGAUAGAAGUUUAAUUUUCAUUAGAUAAAUAUUAAAAGUUAUUAUUUAAUUAUAAAGUAGAUAAAUUCCGUGGACUAGUGUUAUUGUUACGAAUUUAUAUUUUUAAUUCUGAAUGUGAGAUGACAUUAACUUGGUUAUAAUAGGUUUAAUUAUCUUUAAAAUUAAUACGUCCUUUACUUCUAGACCGCUUUUAUUAUGGCCAAGCAAAAUAAUGAUUGUUAUACAGAUAACAUUAAGGUAAAAAUUUCUGAAAAGUAUAAACCACCACCUCGUAUCAAUUUAGCCAUUAGUUAUGCACAGAGGAUCAAUCUAAACAAACAAAUUCAAGAUAACAUACCAAGUUACGAAUUUUCUCUAGAAAAAACUGCUCUUAUUAAAAUGAAGGAAUGGAAGAAUCAUAGGGUAACCAUUGCUCAGGAAAGAAAAGAUAGGAUUGAUUCUGCUAGAGAAGAAUACCUAAAAAAGAAGAGAAAUGAACAGGAAUCAAUAGACAAAGAGAAAAUAGAUGAAAUAGAGCUUAAGACUGUAAAUGAGGCUGCCACUACAGCAACUAGUACAUCAUUCAUGGGAGGAACAAAUGUUUUAAGUAUCAGUAGGAAUUAUGGAAGAUAUUCAGCUAAUGAUGAUAUUCUAGUUCCUACACAAAUCACGAAUCCUUAUUCUAAUAUCCUUACACCCAUCCCAUUACAAAAUUAUAGUAAUCAGCAAUAUCCUCAUAAAACUGAUAAAAGUCCAUUCAAUAUAUCAGAUUUUGAAAACGAUACCUCAAGUCCUUUUGACAAUAUGGAAUUAAAAUCUAUUAAUGAUAUGGAGGAGUUAGCGCAAGUUUUAAAUAGAGAUAAAACUAAUUAUAAGCCAAGUCCUAAUAUUAAUGCAUUUUCAAACUUUCCCAGUGUAAAGCCAACAACAACACAAGUUCAACCUACGUAUUCUAAUUACAUGAGUAAUCAGUAUUCUUAUAGCAUUCCUAAUUCUGCAUCUUAUGUUCGGCCAGUUGUAUCUGAUUAUUCAAGUACAAAUGGCUUCUAUUACGAUACUAAUCCAUUCCAACCUUAUGCCUACAAACCUAGUCCUCCUACUGAGUAUUACACACCUUCAUCACAAUCAUUAAAAGAUAGAUCAGAAACUAAAACAACAAAUUGUAAAAGUGUCCCAGAUAUUGUGAAAGCGUUAGAGAAUGAAAUAGAAAAUACUCAUAUUAGUACUUCAGUUCUUCAAGAAUCUUAUGUAAGAAAUGAAACAGUCACACAGAAUACAAGGCCUAAGAGUAUAGAUGCUGUUUAUCCUCGGCCGAAGAUUAAAAAAGACGAGUUGGAUGAUCCAUUUCAGUUAUUAACUAAGAGUCAACAAGACUUAUGCAUGUCUAUAAGUUCUAUGGGAUUUCCAUUGUCAAGGGUUGCUAGGAUUUGCCAGAUUCUUGGAGAUGAUCAGAAAAAGGUUGUAGACCAUUUGUUGGCGUUGUCAGAUCUAUUAGAUUUAGGAUUUGCUGAAAAAGACAUUUCACUUGCGUUGGUUGAAUGUGACAAUGAUAAAGACAAAGCUUUGGAUAAAUUGAUAUCGUAAACUUAUUUUUAUGGCUGUGCUGUAUUAUAUACUUUUUAUGCUGAAAAAUGUAUUGUGAUUUAAAUUUAUUUA
Diorhabda sublineata is the source of this 1707-nucleotide messenger RNA. RefSeq names its product ubiquitin-associated protein 1. The record is from RefSeq and is a predicted model, not a curated record. Gene Ontology annotation, molecular function: ubiquitin binding. Gene Ontology annotation, biological process: ubiquitin-dependent protein catabolic process via the multivesicular body sorting pathway. The transcript is spliced from 4 exons. Gene Ontology annotation, cellular component: ESCRT I complex. Lineage: Eukaryota; Metazoa; Arthropoda; Insecta; Coleoptera; Chrysomelidae. The coding region runs from base 268 to 1635 and encodes 455 amino acids.